AUGGGCGCUUUUGCCCAGCUGCGGCUGCUGUUAUGGAAAAAUUUCAUGCAGCAGGUCCGGUCACCAUGGUUCACCAUUAUGGAAUUUUGUGUGCCGCUGAUUCUGAUCGGGGCUUCAUUUGGGUUGAUGAUUGGGCUUCGUAAUACCUUCGAGAAGCAUGAAAACCAGAAAAAUUACGGCCGCUGGCCGAUCACGGGGCAAGCUGUCGAUCUCAUCGUUCCACCGGAUAUCGCUAAUCGGGAAAAUGCUACGUUGAAGGGUAUGAUCUUGGAUGCAUCGAUUUUUGCAACGGGAAACCGAACAGAAUGUCAGUUCCUGCAGGUGAAUAUAACGGACAAACAUUAUGAUGUUGGUGUACGGUUGGCGUAUGCCCCAAGGACAAAUUUCACAGAUGAGGUCAUGCUGCGCGUCCAGGAUGGAUACACCGGAACGCUUGACGCCUUCUUCAUAGAACUGCAAAGCAUUCUCGGUGCGGCCAUCACAAUGAAUGUCGUAGCCGAUAUUACGCCAUACAAUACCGCCGAUGAAUUGAAGAAUGCAAUGGUUAAGGAUUUCACAACCCAAUGUGACAACCCGCUAUGGGCUGGGAUUGUGUUCGACGAUUCUAUUGCAAAUAAUCUGGAUACGGCUAUAAAUCUCACCUACACUAUUCGGCUGGCAAAUACGAAGCGGAGACAGGUCCGAGGUUUUGAUGACAGUAGUGGAAUGCCAUGGGAUACAAAACAAAAAUUCGCCGUCCAAUACAUUAGUGGACCCAUCAACCCAAAGGACAUCGAUGGAGGAGAUCCAGGAUACUGGGAGGAAGGCUUCAUGUCUAUACAAAAAGCUGUCGAUACUGCCAUGCUCAACUAUCUCGAUAAGAGAAAUAUCACGAAGGUCCAAAACGUUACAGGCUGGAUCGGGGAGCAGGAGGUUGGGCGUUACCCAUUCCCGGAGUAUACACGCAAAAUCAUCGAAGUUGGUGCCUAUUUCCUGCCGGUUGUGAUCAUCUUUUCCUACAUGACAUCCGUGAUCUACAUUGUCCGCUCAAUUACCAUGGAAAAAGAAGACCGUUUGAAGGAAUACAUGCGAGUGAUGGGACUCUCACAAUGGGUGCUUUGGGUGAUCAUCCUUACCAUCCUCAUGCAAAUUGUCGCCAAAAAAUCGGACGGUUUUAUUAUAUUCCUUUUCUUCACACUGUACGCCUAUAACGCGACCUAUUUUUCGUUUAUGGUCUCGACAUUUAUGCAAUCUGGUAUGGCCGGUACGAUGUUGGCGGUGCUCGGAUGGAUGUUGUUAUAUUUCUGGUACGCCUUCUUCUCGGGAAUGGACACAGCCAAACCCUACGAUUUUGGCGUCAGAAUGAUAAACUGCAUAAACCCAAAUAAUGCGCUAUUUUUUGGCAUUAACAAGAUUGCCCAAUAUGAGACGCAGGGUGACGGUGUGAAAUGGGGAAUCCUAUUCAGCCGCGCAUCGCCCGAUGAUCCGCUAACCCUCGGCCAUAUGUUUAUCAUGCUCAUCAUCGAUGGCCUGAUAAUGAUGUACAUCACCUGGUUUGUCGAAGCGGUCAACCCUGGAGGCGAAGGAGUUCCGCAAAAGGUCUACUUCAUGUUCCAGCCAUCCUAUUGGUUUCCCCAUCACGCAGCCAAAAAAAGGGAUGCGAGCGCCCAGACUGGUGGAAAACCCAUUGAACUCGACUAUGAUGCAAAGUGUGAAGAAGAACCCCGUGGACUUCGAGCUACCAUUAAUGUCGUUAACCUUUGCAAGAAGCUCUUUGACUGCAAAUUUGGAAAGGAGGGUGAAAAGCGAGCUGUGAAUGGGCUGAACUUGAAAAUGUAUCACGGACAAAUCACGGCACUGCUUGGCCAUAAUGGAGCCGGAAAGAGCACCACUUUUUCGAUGCUUACUGGUGUCGCCGCGCCAUCUGGUGGCACGGCUUACAUCAACGACUACGAUAUCCGGGAUGCUUUGCCACAAAUUCGCAAGCAACUCGGACUUUGCCCGCAGUACAACAUUCUGUUCGGAACCCUGACGGUAUUUGAGCACCUUGAGUUCUUCUGCAAGAUGAAGGGCCGCCCAUGGGAUCCGGAAGAGGCUUUGAGCAUUCUGAACCGUUUGAGAAUCGAGUUCAAGAAAGAUUUCCGAGCUGGUGCUCUCUCUGGUGGGCAGAAGCGUAAGCUUUCCUUGGCCAUCGCCCUGAUUGGAGGCUCCGAGAUUGUUAUGUUGGACGAGCCGACCUCAGGUAUGGACCCUGGAGCUCGACAUGAGACCUGGACGCUCUUACAAGAAGAAAAGAAAAAUCGCACAAUGCUCCUCACAACUCACUUCAUGGAGGAGGCCGACCUUCUCGGUGAUCGUAUCGCUAUCAUGGCCCAUGGAGAAUUGCAAUGCUGUGGAAGUGGAAUGUACUUGAAGAACCAAUACGGAGCCGGGUACCAUUUGACGAUUGUCUACGGAAGACCCGGACAAAAUGCCGCGUUGCCUGAAGAUGUCCGAAAUACACACGAUUUGUUGAGAAGAUUCUGCCCGGAUGCGAUAUUGCAAUCUCAUGUUGGCCAGGAAGCAUCCUUUUUGUUGGCGGCAAGCAAUAGACCAAAGUUCCCCGAAAUGUUCCGUACCCUGGAGGGCAACAAGGUCCAGCUUGGAGUAUCUUCCUUCGGUGUCUCGAUCACGACUAUGGAAGAAGUUUUCUUGAAGGUCGGUGAUCUGGCUGACGAACGUAUGAAGAUCCAUGACGAAGAAAAUGAAGAGACGCCACUACAGGAGCAAGAGCGCUACAUUAAACAACUGCGCGUAACUACUCGGCUCACUGGAUUUGCUUAUCAAAUGCAACAUUUCAAGGCGAUGUGGAUCAAGCGUAUUAUCUAUUUCCUUCGGAAAUGGACGAUUUUCAUUCCGCAGUUCCUGAUCCCGAUUGGAUACCUUGCGCUUUUGCUGUGGACCUCAAAGAUGAGCCCCAGUGCUGAGGAACAGGAUAGCCUUGCCGUCAACAUUUUCGAAUAUGCCAGUGGAGGAAAGCCUGCCUUCUUCACAUGCACAAAUGACCCGAGCGAGACCCAAUAUUUAAAUGCAACCCUGCGGACAAGAGCACCGGUUGAUAUACAAAUCGAUAAUAGCUUCACCAGCGUCGAACAGACGAGUAAUUGGAUUAUUGAGCAGACCAAUAAGCAGGGCUCACGCGGUUUUGGACUUCAUAAUCCGGUCUCGCUAACGACCUCAAUGUUUGGAAAGAUAGCCUUGUUCAACAACUUCGGACUCCAUUCCCCUGCCCUAGCGGUCAGUAUCGCUGACUCGGUGGCGCUCAGUGAAGCAAUCGGAAAGCCCUAUACGAUCAAUGUCUGGAAUCAUCCCCUGCCUCCAGCUACCGCGGAUAAAUUGAAGAAUAAAGAUGCCCAGUCCGGAGCUGGUUUCUUGAUUGCUUACGCCAUCAUCAUUUCCGUGUCAAUGGUCGUUUCUGGGUUCUGUUCAUUUAUUAUCCGUGAGAGAAAGAAGAAGUCCAAGCACAUGCAGAUGCUUUGCGGUGUUCGAGCUUGGAUGUACUGGUGGACAGCAUGGUUGUGGGAUGCUAUUCAAUACUUGCUCACGGUUGCCGCUUUCGUGGGGUUGUUUGCCAUUUUUGAUAUCACGGAAUUCACAAAAGGCGGAAAGACACUCGGCACCCUAUACUUGGCAUUUGUCCUGUUUGGCUGGAACGACAUUCCAUUUGUCUAUUGGUUCUCCUUCAUGUUCAACACGGCGCCGAAGGGUUAUACGCUAAUCGUUAUGUACCAUAUCAUCUCUGGAAUGAUCGGGACGAUCGCUAUUCCCAUUAUUCAACAAACGGCAAGUGAUGAUGCUGCCCAUACCUGGAGCAUUUUCUUCUCGUUUUUGUUCCCAGUUUAUAACAUCGCAAACGUUAUUACCACGCUCUAUAACAACGAAUACGGACGUCAGGCUUGCGAAAUGGUGACCUGCUCGAAUUCGCUCAUCGCACUCCCGCAGUGCUGUGGCGAUUAUGAUGAUAAAAUCUACACCGAUACUCCUCUCACCAACACGGGAAAACAUGGCAUCCUGAUCGGAUUGAUCUUCAUGUUCUGCCAAGGCUUUGUUUACUGGUUCCUGGUCUACGGCACGGAAACCGGGCUCUUUAAGUGGCUCAGGGCUGCGAUGUCCUGCAAGAAAAAGCCGGAAGAGCAGGGAGCUUCCAAUGCAGCGUUCAGCUGGGAUCAAGACGAGAAGCCUGCCGCGAGCAUCGAAGAUUCCGACGUUAUCGCUGAGAAGCAGAAUGUGCUAAAUCUGGACCCGGAUCAUACCGCUGUCUGCGUGAAAGAUCUAAAGAAGACCUAUGGAAAUUUCACCGCCGUUAAGGGCGUGAACUUCCACGUGAACAUUGGGGACUGCUUCGGACUGCUGGGUGUGAAUGGGGCUGGAAAAACAACAACUUUCCAGAUGUUGACUGGUGAGAAUGAGAUCACUGGAGGUGAUGCUACGGUGAAGGGAUACAGUGUGAAGAAUGAUUGGAGAGGAGCCGGAGCCAACAUCGGCUACUGCCCACAGUUCGACGCAAUCAUCAAGGAGAUGAGCGGAGAGGAAACGCUGUACAUGUUUGCCAGAAUCCGCGGCAUACCGGAAGCUGACAUUCCACAGAUGGUUGAUGCUGUAAUCCACUCGAUCGGUAUCGGCAUCUAUGCCAAACGCCAAAUCAAGGGAUACAGUGGUGGAAACAAGCGCCGUCUUUCCCUUGGAAUGGCGCUUGUUGGUCUUCCCGAUGUUCUUCUCCUUGAUGAACCGACCACCGGUGUCGACCCAAAAGCCAGGAGAAUCAUUUGGAACAUUUUGUCCAAGGUCCGAGAACAAGGCACAGCUCUUGUGCUUACUUCCCAUUCGAUGGACGAGUGUGAAGCUCUAUGUACAGAAUUGGCCAUCAUGGUCUAUGGACAGUUCCGUUGCUACGGAAGUUGUCAGCAUAUUAAGAGUCGAUAUGGUGCCGGUUACACCCUACUGGUCCGUUUGAAGGAUGGGAAAGACCCUAGACAGGCGAUGAACCGAAUACUGUCACAAUUCCCUGGGUCAAACUUGAAAGAGGAGCACGUACAACAGCUGAACUUUGAGUUGCAGCGGCGGGAUGGAGAGACCUGGUCUGGGUUGUUUGAGCAGAUCGAGAAGAUUGCCACCGAGCUCGAUUUUGAGGACUAUUCGCUGAGUCAGACAACUUUGGAACAGGUGUUCCUCGAGUUCUCGCGAGAUGCUGGUGUCUCUUCAGAAGAUGGACCGCCACUUAUCCAGCCGUCCAAGCAGAACGGACAUUCGAAUGGCAUCCAAACUUCCGUCUAUAACACCCUUGUC
Mesorhabditis spiculigera is the source of this 5304-nucleotide messenger RNA. The record is from the annotation of a GenBank genome assembly. Lineage: Eukaryota; Metazoa; Nematoda; Chromadorea; Rhabditida; Rhabditidae.